This is a messenger RNA of Cydia amplana, 4260 nucleotides long. Its product is annotated as peroxidasin-like. Gene Ontology annotation, molecular function: protein binding; peroxidase activity; heme binding. NCBI's taxonomy places the organism in Eukaryota, Metazoa, Arthropoda, Insecta, Lepidoptera, Tortricidae. Gene Ontology annotation, biological process: response to oxidative stress. The coding region runs from base 150 to 4256 and encodes 1368 amino acids. The transcript is spliced from 7 exons. The record is from RefSeq and is a predicted model, not a curated record.
CCGCUGUGCUGCCACUGCACUCCUGGCGCGUCCGCCGGCCGGCCGGUCGUCUUCCCUCGGCCUCCGAGACCGCCCCCGCACCUCCGAUUGCAUACACGGUGUCGCAACGAAAAAACUUACCUAUAUGAACUUUGUUUCGAAAAAUUACAAUGAGACUUUUAAUUUACUUUAAGUUUAUUUUACUUUUCAAGUUCAGUUUUACUUCGGGCCAAGUUUGUCCGCCAAAAUGCGAGUGCGCUCGAAACGCGGUGCGGUGUCUGCGCCAGGGCCUGACUGCCGUGCCGAAAGUUCCAACAGACAUACACACUCUAGAUCUCCGUUUCAACAAGAUGUACGAUGUCGGGGGAGGUGUGUUCUCGCACUUGCAUCACCUGCGCUCGCUGCUCCUGAACGACAACCAGCUGCGCGCGCUGCGCUCCGGCGCCUUCCACGGCCUGCGACGCGUCAAGUACCUCUAUCUCUACAGAAACCGCAUAAAGACUAUCGACCCUGAUGUCUUUAAGGGCUUGCCGCAUUUGGAACAACUCUACUUGCACGUGAACGAAAUCCAUGAGAUACACGCAGAUACGUUUACAAACAUGCCCCGCCUGGAACGCUUAUAUAUGCACAACAAUCGCCUGGCGCACGUUCCCUUCGGCUCGUUCACUGGCAUGCCGAAGCUGCGCAAACUACGAUUGGAUAGCAACGCGCUGGUGUGCGACUGCAGCGUGCUGUGGCUGGUGCGCAUGAUACGUGCGCACGCCGGAAUGACCGUGGCCGCCACCUGCUACGGCCCGCCCCACCGCCUCGGCAUCUCGCUCGCGAGCCUCAGGGAAUAUGACAUGCAUUGCAAGCAACCCGAAAUACACGAAGGGCCCGAAGACGUUUUAGUGGAAUUUGGCAAGGAUGCUAUAUUUACUUGUACCGCCGCUGGGGACCCAAGGCCCGAAAUAGUUUGGUUUCGCGACUCCACGGCCCUCUCUCUAGACGCGACCCGGUACGAAGUACAGUCCAACGGCAGCCUUAUGAUACAUAACGUGGAUGAGACGGACGUCGGAGUGUUCGAGUGCAUGGCUAAAAAUCCCUCUGGGGAAGCGCGUUCAAGACCCGCGAGGAUGAUGAUGAUGAUACACGACGAGCCUAAUGAAAAUGAGAUUCCCGUUUUCAAGAUCAGGCCCAAAAGUCAAGUCGUCAAAAAAAGAAACGUUCGAGUUAGGUUCGAUUGCGUGGCUAAAGGAAAUCCACCGCCUCAUAUCGCCUGGUACUUCAAAGGCACAAGGCUUCUACUUGACCCUCGAACGGAUUUAAAGCUGAACGGCUCGAUUUUCAUCGAUGACGUGCAAUACGUCGACGCUGGGGAAUAUACAUGUGUAGCGGAAAAUAUACUUGGCAAAGUUAAUGCAUCAGCUGAACUUAAAGUAUUAGUUCCCCCUUCUUUUAGAGAUGUGCCAAAAGACAUAACAGCUUCCGAUGGUGAUAAGGUUGAAUUCACUUGUUCGGCUCGAGGAUCACCAAAACCUGUCAUAAGCUGGUUCAUGAACACCAUGACUCUACCAACAAGCGAUAACUAUGUCUUCACGAAUGAAAAUGAAAAGUUUACCAUUCUGGCAGUGACAAAGGAUGACGCCGGGAUUUAUCAUUGCAGAGCGGAAAAUUCCGAGGGCAUUACAGAAAUUUCCGCAGUACUGAAUGUAGAAGAAUUUAAAGUAAUUCCACCUAGCAUAGUUCUUAAACCGGUUGACACCGAUGCUUACAAAGGAACAUCAGUUCAGUUACCGUGCGAAGUUGAAAGUGACCCUCCUGCCUCCGUGGAAUGGACCAAAGAUGGGUCCUCAAUAUUGUUGGAGGACCGAAUUUCGAUAACUUUGAUCGGCAGUUUAAUUAUAAAUAAUUUAACCCUAAGCGACACCGGCCGGUAUGAAUGCAUGGCAUCUAAUGAAAACGGUAAAGAUACAGCAUCUCUGUUUCUAUCCGUGAAAGAUCAUACACUUCCAGGAGAGCAAUAUGUAAACAUAGCGUUGACUGAAGCGACAAGAGACAUAGAUCAAGCAAUCGCUAGAACAGUUAAAGAAAUAUUUCAAAACACUUCAACAAAAAAAGAUGUCCACGAACUUUUUAGGAUAGCUCACUUCCCAAACGCACCCGCACGAGAACUAGCUCGUGCAGCUGAAAUUUAUGAACGCACCUUAGACAAAGUACGAGAUUUUAUUCAAGGUGGCUUAAAUGUUACUUCGUUAGAACCAUUUAAUUAUAAUGAUGUUCUUGGUCAACAAAAUUUGGAUUUAAUUGCACGGCUAUCGGGCUGCACGGCACACCGGGAAAGUAAAGAUUGUUCUGAUAUGUGCUUUCACAACAAAUACCGCAAUAUCGACGGCAGUUGCAAUAAUUUUGCCCAUCCUAUGUGGGGUUCAUCUUUGACAGGUUUUCGGCGAAUACUUUUUCCUAUAUAUGAGAAUGGUUUCAGUCAACCAGUGGGUUGGAACAAAGGGGUGAAAUAUAACGGAUUUGAACUACCAAGUGCUCGGUCUGUAUCUUCCUCUAUCAUAACUACAACAGAGAUAUCUGAGGACAUCGAGAUUUCGCAUAUGGCUAUGCAAUGGGGCCAAUGGCUAGACCACGACUUAGAUCACGCGCUACCAUCUGUAAGUUCACAAACAUGGGACGGUGUAGACUGUAAAAAAACAUGUGACUAUUCAGCUCCAUGUUUUCCUAUUGAUGUUCCAAAUAAUGAUCCACGUAUCAGUAAUCGCCGGUGCAUUGACUUUAUUAGAACUAGUUCGGUAUGUGGAUCGGGAAUGACGUCCGUCUUAUUUGGGAGCCUGCAGCCGAGAGAACAAAUUAAUCAACUUACUUCAUUUAUUGAUGCUUCUCAAGUAUACGGAUUCGAAAGUGCUGUUGCUACUGACCUACGAGAUUUGACUAAUGAGAAUGGAUUAUUGCGUGUUGGUGUUACAUUCCCCGGAAGAAAGCCGCUAUUACCUACCACAGGCAUAAACGGCAUGGACUGCAGGCUAAACCUUGCAGAAAGCGACCGCGCUUGCUUCGUUGCGGGUGACAUCAGAGCCAAUGAACAAAUUGGUUUGGCGGCUAUGCAUACUAUCUGGAUGCGGGAACACAAUCGUCUCGCCUUGCAGUUGAAAUCUUUGAACUCAUUUUGGGACGGAGACAAGGUGUACCAGGAAGCAAGGAAAAUAGUUGGAGCCGAAAUACAAAUGAUAACUUACACACACUGGUUACCUAUAGUUCUUGGUAAGGAAGGUUACAAAAAGUUAGGAGAUUAUAAAGGGUAUGAUAGCAAAUUGAACCCUUCAAUAUCAAAUGUGUUCGCUACAGCGGCGCUAAGAUUUGGUCAUUCCAUGAUUAAUCCAAUAUUGCAUCGUUACAAUGAGGACUUCGAGCCCAUUCCUCAAGGACAUUUGCUCCUGAGAAAUGCAUUCUUUGCUCCGUGGAGACUUGUCGACGAAGGCGGAGUAGAUCCCUUGCUCCGAGGUAUGUUCACAACACCGGCUAAAUUGAAAACUUCUACUCAAAAUCUAAACUCGGAACUAACAGAGAAGCUCUUUUAUUCCGCCCACGCAGUUGCCCUAGACCUUGCUGCUAUUAAUAUUCAAAGAGGACGUGAUCAUGCUAUUCCUCCGUACUCGAAAUGGAGACAAGUUUGCAACAUGACAGAAGUAAAAGAUUUUGACGAUUUGUCCAAUGAAAUAUCUGAUCAAAAUGUACGACACAAACUUAAGGAGCUUUAUGGAUCUGUUCACAACAUCGAUGUCUGGGUAGGAGGAAUUUUAGAAGAUCAGGUGGACGGAGGUAAAGUUGGCCCACUUUUUAGCUGCCUUCUAAUGGAGCAAUUUAGGCGUUUGCGAGACGGAGAUCGAUUAUGGUAUGAGAAUUCAAAUGUAUUUAAACCUGAACAAUUAGAUCAGAUAAAAAAAACAAGUCUAGCUCGAGUGUUGUGCGAUAAUGGUGACAAUAUUGAUACGAUCGGUGAAAACGUAUUUUUGAUUCCUGAAGCACAAGAUGGAAUGGUAUCCUGUGAUUACCUGCCUUCAAUAGAUAUUCGAUUUUGGGCGGAUUGCGAAUCGUGUGGAGAUUAUAGAGAAACUAAUACCUUAUCGCGCUCGCGUAGGGCUACGGUGAACGAGACAUUCCACGAUGAGCGUAUUUUUGAUUUAGAACAAGCAAAUGAAGACUUAAAAGAAACUGUGGCCGCUCUUAUGAACAGGAUUGAACAGCUCGAGGAAAUUGUACAGGAAAAUAAUAAAAUCACUGACAAUUAAUACC